AUGGACAAGAUACCAUCCCAAAACCCUCAGUGUGAAAGGUUGAACCAGAACUGCAUCAUUUACGACUCCAGAGCACUCACAACAGGGCGUUUAUGUUUUCCUACCAAGAUGAACGGCAGCGUAUACGAGAUGCAAGCCGGAUCUGCACAUGGUAUUACAGAGGGCUCCGAAUUCAGUCUAUACAACGACAGUCUCACCAUCGACGACUCACCCUCCCCCUGCAUCUUCGUUGUUGCUUCUGCGGCCGACAUUGGCCCAUUCACCACAACACUUCAGAUCAAACAUACAUCCACCGCCACCGUUACCAUUCUUUCCGCAACUUCUUGCGUUUUGCAGACGACAGCCGGGGACUCGGCGGAGGAUCUUUUGCUAUUCGCUCCCCUCGAUGAAAAACUUCUCGCCCUGUAUAAAACUCUGGCGAAAAUGAUGAAGGAGUUCCAUCCUGGUAAGAGGCAAAUCCGGCCUGUCCUAGAGAAGGAAAAGGCGAGACUCGGCCUUUCGAUUGUGGACAACAUAAUAGCGUUCGAUAUCCUUGAUCCGCGUCUCGCAGAGCAUGGCUUGACGGGUAUGCCUCAUACCGUAGCAAACAACCCGCAGGAAAUCGUUCUGGUCCUUCAUGGCGCUGCUCAUAGCUAUUGGCAUCUUAACCACGAGAUCAACGCCUUUUACAUCGACAACACCGACUUUAGCAUUGAAACAAUCUACCAAUCACCAACAAGCGGUAAAUACAAAACCUACCUCACCCUCCCCAAAAAUGGCGGCUAUCUCACCCUCGGCUACGGCUUUGGCGGGGUUGAUCCAUCCACCUAUCGCCUAGAGGAAGGCACCGAUAUUGACGUGGGGUAUCUAGUAUUCUUCAUCGCCUCGGAGAGUGUCAAUCUCUCCAAGAUUAUCCCGCAGAAGACGCCGUUCGAGGGUCCGGGACGCACGUCAGUGUCAGUGUCGCCAAUUACGGCACUUUCUUGGUGCCCAUCGUCCAGCGCCAUUAUCCUGUCCAGGGGCAGUGAAGGCUCCGAAACUUUGAAACCGGCGUUUAUCUGCUGUCGAUUUUACUGGAGAAGUUCAGAUGGAGGUCGCCAUUUUAAAGUUUACUUGCGUAGGAAUGUCUUUGAAUCAGAGAAUUUGAAAGCAAAUGUUUUGACUUUGAUGAAAUGA
Laccaria bicolor S238N-H82 is the source of this 1155-nucleotide messenger RNA. RefSeq lists its product as uncharacterized. The transcript is spliced from 4 exons. NCBI's taxonomy places the organism in Eukaryota, Fungi, Basidiomycota, Agaricomycetes, Agaricales, Hydnangiaceae. The record is from RefSeq and is a predicted model, not a curated record. Bases 1 to 1155 code for a protein of 384 amino acids.